Dromiciops gliroides (monito del monte) is the source of this 963-nucleotide messenger RNA. RefSeq names its product olfactory receptor 52I2-like. The transcript has a single exon. NCBI's taxonomy places the organism in Eukaryota, Metazoa, Chordata, Mammalia, Microbiotheria, Microbiotheriidae. Gene Ontology annotation, cellular component: membrane. Gene Ontology annotation, molecular function: G protein-coupled receptor activity; olfactory receptor activity. The record is from RefSeq and is a predicted model, not a curated record. The coding region runs from base 1 to 963 and encodes 320 amino acids. Gene Ontology annotation, biological process: G protein-coupled receptor signaling pathway.
AUGCUAGAAUUGCCAUCCAACCAUACAUCACCUUCUGCUACAUUUGUCCUCAUGGGCAUUCCAGGCCUAGAAGUGACUCACCUGUGGUUGCUGGCCCCAAUAGGCACCAUGUAUGUUGUGACUUUGGUGGGAAACAGCCUCAUUCUGACAGUGAUCUGGGUCGACCCUGCCUUGCAUGAACCCAUGUACUACUUCCUGUGUAUCCUGGCUAUGGUGGACAUUAUUAUGGCAACUUCUGUGGUCCCCAAGAUGCUGAACAUCUUCUGGUCAGGUGAUGGAAUUAUUGGUUUUGCUGCCUGCUUCACUCAGAUGUAUGUCGUCCAUGCAGCCACAGCUGUGGAAACAGGGCUUUUAUUGGCUAUGGCCUUUGACCGGUACGUGGCCAUCUGCAAACCCUUGCACUAUCAGACCAUCCUUACACAACAAACAAUGCUAGGGAUAGGUGUGGCAAUUAUCCUUCGAGCUACCACAUUUAUGACACCUCUGAGCUGGAUGGUGAGUCACCUGCCUUUUUGUGGCUCUCUGAUGGUUCCCCAUUCAUACUGUGAACACAUGGCUGUGGCCAAGCUGGGAUGUGCUGACCACAUGCCAAGCAACCUCUAUAGCCUGAUUGGUUCCUCAAUCAUUGUGGGCAUUGAUGUGAUCUUCAUUGCUACCUCCUAUAGCCUGAUCCUGAAGGCUGUAUUCCGUCUCUCCUGCCGGGAUGCCCAGCUCAAGGCAUUAAGCACAUGCGGUUCCCAUGUUGGAGUUAUGGCUCUCUAUUACCUACCAGGGAUGGUUUCCAUCUAUGUGGCCUGGUUUGGACAGGACGUGGUUCCCCUGCCUGUCCAGGUCCUACUAGCUGAUUUCUAUCUGGUUAUUCCACCCACUCUGAACCCUCUUAUCUAUGGCUUAAGGACAAAACAGAUCCGUGAUCGGGGAUGGAGCAUGCUGGGGAGCUGCCUCUCUGGCCAGCCCCACUAA